CAACAGUAUCUCGGGGCCAGUGUGACUAUUUCGACGGGCACGAUGUAUCGCUGAGAGUUAUUUCGCGGCUUAUCCGCGAUGAAAAAAUAAAACGGACAUAUCAGUGGUGUGAGUGUAUCGAUAUCAAUAAAUUAUCCUUGACAAAAUACAGAUUGUGGACAUUGCCGUAACAAAAGGGGAAAUAAGAGGUACAACGUAAAAUUCUUUAGUAAAAUCUACUUGGGCGACCGUCCACCUCACCUACUUCCUCCCGAGACCAAACAAGAUGGCUGCCGUCGUCUUUCCCCAAUCGUGUUUAUUAUUAUUUUCAUUUACAUAAGCGCGGGAUUUGGUGGUUGUUGUAAAUUAUGAUUGAAAUGAUGAUUUUCAUCGAGUUGAGUUUAAUAGCAUUUCGUUGAUAAUGUAAUGGUGGACAUCUCUGCUCGUUGAUUAGAUCUUUUAACUUUUAUGGAGGGAAUUGUGUUUUUAGUAGAUUUACAAUGUCAAGUUCUUACAUCGUGGAACCUCGUGAGAACGAUGCAAAGAAGGAUGACACUCUGAUUAUUGUGGUUAAUGACGACGGAACGAUUUCUGUGGACCAGGAGACACUGCAGAAUUUAAUAAUGAAUCAAUCGAAUGCCAACGUGAGUGUCGUCAGAGUUGGUCAGACAGAGACUGAUGCCCCGAAUGGGGAUUUAACAUUCACAGUUGAUCCACCAACGUUUGCUCCUCCAGAUAGCAAUGUGCAUCCAGCACCCACCACUACAACCCCUGAUAUUGUUGAUCCAUUUAUGGAGAUGGAUCCUGAGCAGUUGGAGAGGUUAGAGACUGCACUCCAGAGUGAACAGGCUAAACAAAUCCUCGGGGAGAACGUGACAGCCAUGUUAGACAUGCUGACAGUCGAAGAGGAGCAGAAUUCGAUUCGCUACAGCAUUGAGCUGGACCACUGUUACACCAGUCGUACUUGCCCCGCCGACCCAGUGCCCCUGGACCCGCUGCCGGUGGCGCACUCCCCAGAAGUGGAAAAAUCCGAGCUCUCUCCAAGUGUAAGUGCCCCCACGCAUCUUCCAGAGGUGCUAGAGGACAAGCUCUCCCCAAAAUCCUCCCUUAAGAAGCCAGUGGGCCGUCCCCGAAAGGCGCCCUCAGGUAUCCAAUCUCCCCCAGCCGUUCCAGAUUCACCAAAGCCCGCCACAAAACUCCAAGAGGACGAGGACUCAAGUCAACUCUCGACAUCAGAGUCCUCAGAGUCUGAGCCCUCUGACGAUGAUCUGGACUUUGGUCCCCGUGGUCCCAGGCGAGGUGGCGUGCGAGCUCGAGGUGGUCGCAAAGGCCUGACGACCCGAGGUGGAACAAUGGCGUCGAGACGACCAGGUCGGCCCACGAAACUAGACACAGACCAAGUUCGGAGGCUCAACCUGGAGAUGGCAGCUGCAGUGGACGAGAUGAAGACGCCAGUGAAAUUAGAGUUCGAUCAGAUGGUUCGUCCCAAAAAGCAAAUAAAAACGAUGGGUGGAAAAAGAAAGGAGGAACUACCAAUACCAGUACCAGUACCAGUACCAGCAGUUGCUGUUGAGCCGCCUCCAUCACCGGAGAAGCCCCUUCAAACGACAAAUCAAGUGAAAGCAAAUCUCAUCAGUGCGAAUAUGAUAAAGGGCGACAUGAUUCUGACAAAACCUGGACAAUCUAGGAACAACCAGAAGGUCUACUUCGUCCAGAAAAAGAUCAUGGUGAAGGCGAAUGAGAUAAAGAAUUUGGGGAUCAAGAAAACACCUGUCGUCAUCACCAAGAGCCCGAUCAAGCUUAACAAUCAGAUUCAGACAAAAUUAGGGACUUCAGAGGAUGGAAAAUUAAUAACAGUGAUGGGCAAGACGAUUGCAGUGGCAGCUCCAGUGUUGGAUCCUCCAGUGGAGCCUCCCAGUCAGGUGGCACCUGAGGUACUCAAGGUGGUACCAAUUACUCCAGUGAAGGUGAAACCUCUCGAGGUGAAGAAGGAAAAGAAGGAGAAGGUGGAGCCUCCAAAGAUCCCGGAGACUAAGACUCCUGACACAUCUAAGAAACACGUGAAGAAGGAGCCGAAAAAAUCACCAGGUGUCUUCGUGGAGGCACUGGGACCAGCACUGUUCUCUACUCCGGAUAUCAUUAGGAGAGUCGGGUCUGUGGGGGAGUCGAAAGCUCCCGAGCAUCCUGAACACGCGGAAGUGACUGAUGGAGGCGGAGAGCCAGCGGCAGAGCCUGAGGAUACCCAAAUGAUGACGGCAAAAGUGGAUCUGGUAAAUUUGGAGACUGAUAUCAAACCUAGAGAGGAGUUGCCUGUGGAACCACAUGAAGACGUCACUGGGAGGGUUGAAGCAGCUGCCAGGGAAUUAUUGGGUGAUGGAGACGAUCACAAAGAGAAGCAUGUGGCUGAUGAUCUGAAUGCAGUGCUGGAUCCUGUUGGCAUUGAAGGCAAUGAGCACCUGUUGGCAACUCUGGAGAUGGAAGCUAGUAAGCACGAGGAAGAACUUCUAGCGGAAGCCCUUCUCCUCCAGGAACAACUGGACGUCGAUCUCUCAGAUCCAACAGCCCUCGAUGUCACACCGUCCCUAGCCUCUCCCCUCCUGGCCUCGCCUCCCUUCGAGCCGCCCCUUCUCUCGUCGCUAUCUCCAACUAAGGCCCUAGAGGCACCAGUCUCCCAGCAGUCUCCUCUAUCCUCCCCAACCGAUCAGAAAAAGAAAGACGCAAAAGAGCCGAUUCAAAUUGUCAGAGGCGGGAGAGUAAUUACGCUUCCCCCCAUCGAGGCUCCUGCCACCAGGAGCAAACGUCUCCAGUCAAAGACCGAGUCCUUCCCAAAGCUCCAGGGUCUACCCAAACGAGAGGAGAAAAUCCCCAAGCCAUCCAUCCUCUCUCAUCCAAAGAAAGCCGAGGAAAUGGACUCCGAAAUCGACGACGACGACGAAGAAGAGGACAACUCAGACUCCGAGGACGAUCCAAAUCGUCUUUGGUGCAUCUGUAAACGUCCCCACAACAAUCGAUUCAUGAUCUGCUGUGAUGUCUGUGAAGACUGGUUUCAUGGCAAAUGCGUUCAUGUGUCUACAGCAAUGGGCCAACAAAUGGAGGAGCAGGGGAUCGAGUGGGUCUGUCCGAACUGCUCCAAGAAGAAGGGCGAUGAGCCCAGUAGAUCGCAAAAGAUAGGUAAAAUUCCUAAGCCAGAGGUGCUGUCUCCAAAGACCCCAAUUGAGACACCUGAGAAAUUGGUCAAGCCAGAGGUGGUCAGGGCGCCACCCGUAGCCGGUGGUGUGACACAGUGCGUCGUCUGCAAAAAAGAAGCGAGGAACUCGAGCAUCUACUGCUCAGAUGUUUGUAUUUUAGCGCAUGCCCAAGAGGCACUGACCAAAGACAAGAUCCAGUUGACUACGAAGACCCCUAAGGAUGGAGUGAAGGAGUCUCGAGUGAUUGUUUUUGAACGAAAAACAGGGAAAUUACUGACUGGAACUGACGCACCGACGAGAUCCAACCUCCAGAACUGGUUGAAAGAGCAUCCGACAUUUGAGGCGGUUCGUCCAAAUAGUCUGAAUACUAUUCAGAUAGGCGGCAAGACGAUGACAGCGAUUCAAACAUCUGGAAAAUUAAAAUCAGCACCUGGUACACCAGCUAAGAUGGUGUAUGCCAAGGUGGCUGGAUCCAAGCAGACAAUCCUAGCUCCGAGUAAGAAAAUCACUCUGGUGUCCGCCCAUACGCCCCAAUUGAAGCUCCAGAAACCAGUGCCGGCUAAAAGCCCCCAGGUUCUCAAGCAAAUGACUAUCAAAACUGUUCCCCAUUCCAGCAAGUCUCCAGUUGUUAUUAAACCGCAGGUGGCCACCAAGAAGAUCGAACUGAAACCAAGUCCAUCAUCGCAGAAGAUCCUCCCUAAGCCACUAGGCUCCAAGAAGUCAGAGCCUGAACCGAUAAGACUGAACAUUAGGAAGUCGUUGACCGAAGCCUUGACAUCGCGGAUCAAAGAGACAGAGGACCUCAAGCUGUCUGACGAUGAGAUAACAGAGCUGGCCUUGAACAUCGAAGUGGAGAUGUACAAGUACUUUAAAGACACUGGGACCAAGUACAAAGCCAAGUACAGAAGUCUCUCGUUCAACAUAAAGGACACGAAGAAUUUGACUCUUUUCAGGAAGAUUGCUGACAGAUCGUUAACACCAGAUGCCGUUGUCAGGCUGAGUCCUGAGGAGAUGGCGAGUCAGGAGUUGGCUGAGUGGAGAGAGAAGGAGACAAAGCACCAAUUGGAGAUGAUAAAAAAGAACGAGCUUGAUCUCAUGGCGCAGGCUAAAUCAAUUGUCGUUAAAACACACAAAGGGGAGCAGAUAAUUGAGAAUGAGGGUGGUCUCGAGGCUGUGGAUCCCAAGACACCUGUUCAGGACAUUGUCACGGUUCUAAACAGCGCUGAUAACACAUGUUCAGACAUUCUUGAGGAGAAAGAGGAGACGACGUCUUCCUCGAUCGAAGACUCCAGGAUGAAAGUAUCCAAGCACGACGACAAGAAGAAAAAGAAGGACAGGGAGAGAGACAAGGAUGGACACAAGUCAAGGGACAAAGAGCACAAGGAUUCGAAAAGGGAAAGGAGCUCGAGCAGGAGUAGGAGGCAUCGUUCUAGAGAUCGAAGCAGGGACAGGAGAAAAAGUAAAGAGGGCAAGAGAGAGAAGGAGAAGGAUCGAGAGAGAGAUAAGGACCGGGAGAGGUCGAAGGAGAAGGAUAAAUCGAAGGACAAGGAUAAGGACAGGUCGAGGAGAAGUAGCAAAGGCAGCAGUAGAUCGAAGAGCAGUCACAGGGAGAAAGAGAAGAAGCGAAGUGAGGAUGAGGAUAAAAAGAAGAUGGAUGAGAAGAAGAAAGAGUCCACUGUACCCCCACUGGAGAAACCCAUUGAAGACCGACUCUGGAGGCAUGUCGAGGAGGACACAACGACCAAUACUCUCGAUGGUAAUGAUUCUGAUGUUUCUGACAGGGAACCCAGUUCCACAGUUAACAUCAAGACUCCUGAUAUCAACGAGGAUCUGGAGAAAGAGAAAGAAGUGGUAAUAAGUAUUGAACAACCUCUAUCAGUCUCUCCAUCCAAGGAAGUGGUGAAUGGGCCAUCACAGACGGUUUGGCGAGGCUUUGUAAAUAUGCCGGACGUUGCUAAAUUCUUCAUAACAGCUCAGGAAAUUAGUGGGCAUGCCAAAGACCUCAUGGACGAUCUGCCAGACUCCAUUGACGUUGUGGGAAGAAUCGGUCCUGAGACUGUUUGGGAGUACAUGUCCAAGAUGAAGAAAAAUGGAUCCAAGGAGAUCCUAGUUAUUCGACUAACAGCUGCCAACGACGAGGAGAAGAUUCCCUACAUUACUCUGUACAGUUAUCUGAACAGCAGAAGUCGACUUGGAGUAAUUGGAGCGAUCUCGAACAAUAUCAAGGACUUUUACAUAAUGCCCUUCUCGAGUAACAGUCAGGUACCCCCAAUCUUGAGGCCUCUCAUUGGCCCAGGCUUCGAAGAAAACAGACCGCAUUUAUUACUCGGUAUUAUCAUCAGGAACAAGAGAAAACGUCCCUCGGUGGCGCCUAUUGCUCAGCAUCCCCUGAAGCUCCUGAAAAAGGAAUCUGACAGGAGCUACACCCCUCCGCCAGUACAUAUCAAGGAAAAGAUCUCGUCCUCCUCAGAGAAGUCUCAUGAUCACGGUGAUAAACCUAUGAUAACCCAGACGACAUUGAAUUCCUUGAAUAAAGCUCAACUGGGUAUAUCGAGGAAUCUGAUGGAUUCAUCAGUGAUUUCAAAAAUUGUUCCGGAAUUAUCCUCGAAACUGGAUCUGACGUCGUCACCAGGAAAACCCCAGGAAGAUCCCGAUGACGGUGACGAGCCCUACAGCCCUGGGGAAAUUGACGACGAGCCUGAUGACAGUUUAAUGAAACUGUCAACAAGCAGCUUACUGCCAGCAAAGAACUCCAACGAAAUCCAGAGAAAAGUUGAGGAAUUAAAUCGUAGGAUAGAAGAGCAGAAGCAGCAGAUCCUAAUGUCAUCAUCAUUCCUGGAGGAGUCACCAUUACCUGGCUUGGGUAUGGAUCCACCAGAGGACGAGGCUUACAGUCCAACAGAUGCCAGAUCAUUCACUCCUCCACCUCAAUCGCUUCCAAAAUUUCCACAGCCAAUUCUCGACAAAGUCCAGGACAUAACAAUACCAGCGAAUCUCCAGGAGAUUCUGGCCAACGUGAAGAGGCAGGAGAGCAGUAAAAUCGAUCCUUAUCUUCCUUCAAAGCCUGGGGCAUCGUUCUUGACGCCCAUCAAUGCACCUGUGAAAAUCGAGCGGACUUACACACCGACAGCUGUUUCCAAGGAGACCAAGAGCACUCUUAGAUCUCUGAGUGAUCUGGACCUCAUCAAGAAGGCGGAGGAGGAGUUGGCAGCGGUGGCAGCUGCGUCUGGAUCUGUAGAGUCUCCUUUGCCACACACACCUGUUGACGCUGACGGUAGUUUUGGAAUCAAGGAUGCUCUUGAUGUCAGCUAUCCUGGGGGCCUUACCGCGGCAACAACUCGAGUCUCUGAUCAACCGAAACCACCGGGCGUCGAGGACGAGGAGGUUUCCAUGUUCUCAGCUUCAUCUGCUACUGCGGAAACGAGGAUCGAGUCGAGUCCAAAGUUUGUACCCAAGAGUGGAGUUGUUAUCAGCGUUAAGAGGAAAUUAAAUGACGAUGGGAGUGCAAUCUCACCCCCUAAAGCGCCGAGGACAAAGUCUAGGUGGGGUCAAGGACCCGCCGACUGAAUUAUUUGUUAUUCGUAGGUUUUCAUUAUUUUUCAUAGUGUUUUGGAGUUUUACGGGGAGAGGGGAGGGGAGUUCAUUUGAGGUGAUCCUGGGGGGGUUGGGAAUUCAGUGGAUUCUAAUAAUUUCGGUCAGUGGUACCAAAACGGAAAUAAUUCGAAUAAUUUUAAAUUCUCGAAUUUUACGUAUGUCAACUGCCAAAAUUUCAUUGUUUUUAUUGUGGGACAUAAAUAUUAACAUUGAGAAAAUUCUUUUCCGAACAUGUCUAUAGAAAAUUCUAUUGAUUUUCCUUAUCAGAUAUGCGUAAAUGCCAGCAGUAAAUUUUGUAGGUAGGAGCAUCAGUAGAAUGCGUAUUCAACUUUCACAUUAUCCGCAGAUUAGUUUGUAAAAAAAAUAAAUUCUUGCAUUUCAAACUAGCCACGCCACUGGAUGCCCUUUUUUUUAUUGGGAUGGAUCCUCAAAGGAGCUCUUCAACCCCAAUCAUCGCUCACUUAACAUUUCCAUCGGUACAUCAAUGAAAUAACGAAACCCAGUGCCCGAACUCAUUUUCACACCAACAAUCUUCCCCUCUGUAAAUACCAAAGUGACAGGCAACACAAUUGAUACUUUGUCAUCCUGUUUCACUCGGGGAGACUAAGCUUUUUCGCCUGUACAUAGCCUAAGAAGAAGAACAAUACGAUAAUGUCAGGAGUUCCCUUUGUAAAAUAUUUCGCAAGUUUUAAAAUGAUCAAAUUGUCUCAAGGAUGGGCGACGAAUAAAAGAAAAAAAUUGAAAGUAUUGUAGGAGAUACUUUGAAUAAAAACUGUGGCUGUGUAUAUACUGGGAACGUAUUUAUAUUUGAGUUCGUUUCGAUUUAAUCUGCGACGUCGUCCUCCAUUUUGGUUAUUUUCUUAAUAAUUUUUUUUAAGAAAAGGGAGAAAAUGUAAAAAAAAAAAACAAAUAAAACAUCAAUAUGAGAGUGUCCCGAUGGUAGCUGUCAGGGCAUACGAAGAAUUUUUAUAGAAAAAAACCAGGGAAUAAAGGGGAAAAUUCUAUUGGAUUUCUUCUUUUGAUAUUGAGAAAUUUAUGCAACUUCUGUUAUUGAAGGAUUUCCUAUAGAAAUUUCUCAGUUAAAAUUUUCCCAUUUUUUGUUUUAUUUUUUUUAAUAGAGGGAAAAUCCAGAGAGUGGAAAAAAUUGGAAAAAUUCUAUAAAAAUGAAGUUUUAUUAAUUUUUUUAUCGCUAAUAAAAUAACGUGAUAAUCCGAUAAAAAAUUUUGUUUCUAAUUUUGAACUUCUAUCAAGUAUUCUGUUGAUUUAUUUAUGUUUAUCUCCACUUGCAAAUAAAAAAAAAUGGCAUAAAUUAUUCUGGAUGGGUCCUAUCAGAAAUCCAGAUUUUUUAUCCCAUUCCCUGAGUUUUUCUACAAAAUUUUUUCGCUUGUGAUUUCAUUAUACUUUUUAUUUACUGCUGAUAACAAUCUAGACCUAGGAUGGUGCAAUUCCUAUCAAACUUCCAGGAUGAAAGGAAAAAAAAUCGUAGGAGGAACAUUAUGAGCUGUACAAAUAUCUUCCUUUGAGGAUCUUCCGUGUAACUGUCGAGUUGAAACGCCAUUGCUGAUGGCAAUUCAGUUAUAAUUGUACGAAGUAUGAGAACACGAGGAGGGUUGAUUUAUUUGUGAUGCCUGUCAACCGGGGAAGAGGCGAUUAGUUCUAGUUAUUUCGCACAAAUGCUGACAUUUGGAGACGGCUCUGAUGCUUCGUUGUAGGAGUUUUCGUUUCGUAAUGGAGUCGGGAGAACAGGAAAAAAUUACCAAUUGGGUUUUAUUGAACAAUUUCCGUAUAAAAAAACCGGAUGAACAAAUUCUGGGUUGCGAGGGCUAAAAAAAUCCAUUCAUCUUUUUUCCCCGAUAAAUUUUGAAUCCAAAAACGAUAGUUUUGUCAAUGUGCUUUUUCAUCUGAAUAUCGAUAAUUGAGGGAUGAAAUCUGCUUUUUUUUCAACUAAAGUAUUAAAUUUUUAUCUGUUCUCCCCUGGCCAUUAAUUUUGCUCAUCCCACGCUACUUUUAGAAAUCUCUCUUUUUGUAAUGAAAAUAAUAAAUCAAGCUAAUUCAUUAGAAUAAGGAUGAAAAAUGUGAAAAUGGUCUUUCUGUACAAAUUAAGCACAUCUAUAGUAGUAAGUGUGUAAUCGAGGCAACCGGCGUAAUUGUCGAGUUGUCAUGUUUCAUAAUAAAAAAACGGAUAUCCUUGAUCUAAA
Molecule: messenger RNA, 8959 nt
Organism: Diachasmimorpha longicaudata
Lineage: Eukaryota; Metazoa; Arthropoda; Insecta; Hymenoptera; Braconidae
Gene: pps
Product: protein partner of snf
Exons: 3
Coding region: 480-6734 (2084 amino acids)
Biological process (GO): DNA-templated transcription
Molecular function (GO): protein binding
Source: RefSeq, a predicted model, not a curated record